AUGAAGUUACUGGAACGAGAAAUUAGAAUCUUGCGCCUCAUAUCUCAUCCAAACAUUAUUUACCUGGAGAAGGUCUACGAGACACCAAAGAACCUAUACCUGGUGCUCGAACUUUGUACGGGCACUUUGGCGAAGGAGUUCAGUGAGCGCCGGCCGUUCAGCGAGGCGGACACCCGCGAGGUGAUCCGCAAGCUGGCCAGUGCGGUCGCCUAUCUACACAGCAAUGGUAUCGUGCACAGGGACCUGAAGCUGGAGAAUAUCCUGCUGACAACGAACCCGGACGACCCGGAGGACAAACUCUACAUCAAGGUGACCGACUUCGGGCAGAGCGUCGUCCGCAGUGGAGUCGCCUACGACCAGAUGCUGCACGAGCGCUGCGGCACCAUGGCCUACAUGGAGUUAAAAGAACUAAUUUUGCAGUUGAAUCGUUCUUGGCAGUCACAACAGAGACUCCUAUGUCCAGCUCCCGAGGUAAUGGAAUUGCGCAUGUACUCGCACCAGUGCGACGUGUGGUCCAUGGGCGUCAUCACGUACCUGCUGCUCGUCGGUGACUUCCCGUUCACCGGCGACAGUCCGGAACAGCUCAGGCAGCGAGUACUCAACGACGAACUACGCUUCGGUCCUCUGACAGGAGCCUUCUACGCUUAUAAGCUGCCCCAAGUACAUAGUAAUCGGAAGAUACAAUAA
This is a messenger RNA of Schistocerca cancellata (South American locust), 687 nucleotides long. Its product is annotated as serine/threonine-protein kinase 33-like. The transcript has 5 exons. Bases 1 to 687 code for a protein of 228 amino acids. Gene Ontology annotation, biological process: protein phosphorylation. The record is from RefSeq and is a predicted model, not a curated record. NCBI's taxonomy places the organism in Eukaryota, Metazoa, Arthropoda, Insecta, Orthoptera, Acrididae. Gene Ontology annotation, molecular function: protein kinase activity; ATP binding.